Molecule: messenger RNA, 1459 nt
Organism: Astyanax mexicanus (Mexican tetra)
Lineage: Eukaryota; Metazoa; Chordata; Actinopteri; Characiformes; Acestrorhamphidae
Gene: calml4b
Product: calmodulin-like 4b
Exons: 5
Coding region: 87-548 (153 amino acids)
Cellular component (GO): myosin II complex
Molecular function (GO): calcium ion binding
Source: RefSeq, a predicted model, not a curated record
GUGAUCGUGCGCGCGCGCACGUGUGUGAGUGAGCGGGCGAGUGCGCGCGCUGACAGGAUAACAGAAGCGGUCACUGUAGCUGUAAAAUGGCAAAGUUUCUGUCGCACGAUCAGAUCACUGAAUUUAAAGAGUGCUUUUCACUCUAUGACAAAAAGCACAAGGGUAAAAUCAAAGCCCAGGACCUGAUCACAGUGAUGAGAUGCCUUGGCUGCAGUCCAACCCUGAUGGAAGUGGAUAGACAUCUGAAGAGACAUAAUAUAGAUAAGUGUGAGGAGCUGGACUUCUCCACUUUUCUCACCAUAAUGUAUGAACAGCUUCAGCAGGAGAACCCUGAAGCUGAGAUUCUGCAGGCCCUGAGCAGAAUGGACAAGCAGAAGAACGGUUAUGUUCUGGCCUCUGAGCUCAGAGCAACACUGAGAGUAAUGGGAGAGAAGCUCACAGAUCAAGAAGUGGAUGAGCUCUUCAGAGAGGCUGGCGUGGGCGAUGACGAAAACAUUCACUAUGAAGAGUUUGCGAAGAUGGUGACACUGCAAUCAACACGAUGCUGAAGAGCCUUUACAAAGAGACAGACAAUGUGUUAAUAGUUUAACAACACACUGGAGGGGAAAUUUAUUACUGUUUACACUGAGCAAUCCUGAGCAGAGGAACCAUCACAUAAUAGUGUUGGUUUAGUAGAGUUCAGAUUACUAAUAAAGCACUAAAUCUUUUUAAGAGGCUUCAUUAGACUGAUUUACAUGCUUAGAGUAAAAUUGUAUAGAAGAUUUAUAGCCUCAUACACACUCUCACUAACAUUAUUAUCAAAGAUAAGUACUUGACUGGGUGCCAGUUGGUCAAAUCAUUUACUAAGCGUGGGACGUUUUGAGAAAUGACCACUUGUUGAUGCUGUGUGUGUGUGUUUUGAACAGUACUAUGAAAGAAGGGUGUGUGAGGAAUUGUGAGCUUUGUGUUUUCUUAAACUGGAGACUUUUAGAUUUAACCUUUUUUAUUUUUUCAUAAAUGUUUUUUUUUUUUAAACUACAGUAGAUUUGCACAGAUCUGUAUUUCACAGAUACAUUCACAUUGAUCUGAAGCAGCAGAUCAAUGUCUCAUCUUAAAGUAAUAUGGGAGAUUCUGUUGUAAGAACUAUUAUAAAUAAAGUUAAGGUUUGUUCUUUUCUAUAGCAAUAAUACCCAGUCCGCUCAAUUCUGUAGAGGAUAUUGCUACACGUUUUAAGUAUCAUUGACUGCACUCCUAUAUCUUCAAUCUAACAAUCUUCUUGAAUUUGUUUUUAUGAAACAUCCUGACAAAAGUUUACAUCAGCUUCAUGAAAAAUGUUUUUAACUCACAGCUCGGCUCUUAUAACGAUGAAUCCUAUUGUAAAAUCCCAAAUAAAAAGACAUUCAUGAAUAAAUACAAUGUAUAUUGAAAUUAAUGUACCAAUAACUUCGGUGAACUCCAUCAUGCAGGAGAUUUGUUUGUU